GUUGCUAUUCCUAUUGGGGAUUCCAGUUUGUAGUUGCUUUAUCCCUUGUUUGGAAUAAAAAAUUUCACAAUAAUUCAAUUAAAUUCUUUUCUAUCAAUUUUUUUCCCUUGGAAUGAAAAAUUUAUUUAUUUUUUAACCUCCAAAAUUUUCAUUUAGAUAUCAAAGAAAUCAUAAAUGAUUUUGUAAGAAACUUCUUUUCUUGUAAAAUGAAUAAUACCAAACACAGUGUUGGUGAACUUGAUUAUGAUUUAGGGUUGAAUACUCUCUUCUGUUGGGUGCCUUGUACGAUUGUAAACGUGUAGUACUGUUCUUUUAUAAUGUCCAUUGCUGAUGUUUGAGAUUGCUUCUUUGCAAUUGUUGUGGGAAUAUGUUAAUGGAUCACAAGGCAGCAGUAUUUACUUCAUAUUGAGAUUACAAAAUGCCAUCUUUCAAAAGUAUGGGCAACUUCAAGGCCUUUGGAACCACAGUUAAAUACUUAACAUGUAUUUCUUGAGAUGAGGCUGAGCACUUUCUAUCUUAAAAACUGAAGCAAAUAAACGUUUAUAUAUUCUGAAACACCUGCAGAACACACCACUUUGCACCCCAUUCUUCUUUCUUACAGGAUGGAACAAAUCAAGGAGAAGUAAACUGGUAGAAGUAACCCAUAACAUAUUGUAGAUGGAUUUAGCAGAAGUGUGUUUGCUGUUUGCGUUGGAAUUUUCUACAGCUUCUGCCCAUAACUUAUAAUCUAGAUUAUUAGCAGCAGCCCUAAUGCAAGGGCAGAGGGGUAUUGUUGGCUCUUUGCCAGAAAUGCUGGACUUUGACCAUGGAUCUACAUCAGGUAAUGCUAUCAUAGAUCAGCAAAUUUGCUGGAAUAACAUUCCAAACCCUGCAGAAAACCGAUUAGCAGACUUUAUGCUGUCGCCUAGUCACAUGACCAGUGCAUAUGUCAAUUCUGUUGAUCAAGAACGACAACAUACCGGUGGAUGGAGUUUGGGUGAACCCAGUUCUAGUGGUGCACAAAGUGAUGCAAGUCAUGAAGAGCAGAAGUUGGAACGAGGAUGGUCAGCUUCAUCAAGUAGUUGUGCUGGAGCUGGUAGACAGUUAGGAGAAAGGCAAUAUGAACCUAGCAAUAUUCUUUCACGGGAGAGUGUAAACGGGAAUCCUCAAUUUGUGCAAAGUUCCAAUUCCAAUGCGAUUCCACAGAAUCUCAACCUGAAUGCGGGUUUUGUGUGUCAUAGUGAUAAUGUUCAAGUCAUGGAUGCCUCUAACGUGUACAAGUCUGGGGUAGCAGAAAAUGAGCGGGUUCCUCCUGCUGGUGGUUCCAACACAUUCCUUCAUCCUUCUGGAAGCAGUGGAUACACGUUGGAAGAGAGUGAUGGAAGACCAGGUUGUUCCUUGGAUGGUCAUCGUCAUUCAUGCAAAAGAAAGGCAGUCGAGGGACAUAUUGGACAGUCCUCUGUGAGUGGAGGUUCUAGUUUCUUUCCAUGCGCAGAAAGUAGUGCAUGGCCUGGUGUUGCUUCUCAUUAUGGUGCAGGCAGCAGCUUAAGUAUAUCUGCUCCAGAACAGGUGAACCCCAGGCUUGGAUUAGGUUUGAGAGGGCUAGCUUCUGAUGAUGUGUCAGAACGUCCUGAAACAUCAGUUGCAGGACGUACUGAAGCCUCACAGAGAAAUUUUCGAUUGAGAAUAAAUCCUUCAACUCAUGAAUCUCUCCCCCCUGCUUUAUUUUCUACGGGGAGUGCUGUUAGGCGCUCCAGUGUACCAUCUGCCCAACGCUCUUUAAGACUUCUCCCAAUUGAUCAUCCAUUGGACUUUAGGUCACUACCAGCAUUAGAAGGUGCAACGGCACAGAGUCAGCCUCCUGUUGUCCCUGUUCCUCCUUUGCCACAAAAUGUCCAGUCAUUUAGGUGGAAUGAAGGCUCUAGCUCCAGAACUGGUAGCUCAUCGAGUUCCAUCUCUUUGAAUGAUAGAGAGGAAGGCAGCUCAAGAAGCAUAUCUAGAAACAUUUGGGCACAUCCUAUGUUUGUACCAGCAACUGAGUUGAGGACCUCAGUUAGAAAUCCAACAAAUAGAAGUGUAACUGGUGGAAAUGCAAGUGCUCCUGGAAAUAUUGCUUCUACAUCACGGUCUGGCUCAAGCUCGAGUGUCCAUCCUUUAUCAGCUCCAACUUGGGUUUCUCAUCCAAAUUCUACUUCAAGAAAUUCACGGAGAUUAGCUGAAUACGUUCGUCGAUCUCUGUUUUCUUCUAGUGGUGCAGAUUCUGGAGGCCAGAGUACUAAUUCUCCUGUGCAUUCGGGUUCUUCUGGAACCCCCGAAGAAGCAAUGGUUUCUUCGGGAGUUGGUACCCAAGUGCAUCAUCGAUCACAUCCAAGGUCGGCAUUGUGGAUGGAUAGACAGGGUGAUGGUGUACUUGGAAUUCCUUAUCCUUUGCGAAAUUUGGCUGCUGCCAGUGAAGGAAGAAGCAGGCUUCUUGUGUCUGAGCAGAUUCGCAAUGUCUUAGAUCUCAUGCGAAGGGGUGAGAGCUUGCGAUUUGAGGAUGUCAUGAUUCUUGAUCAAUCAGUACUUUUUGGAGUAGCCGAUAUUCAUGAUAGGCAUAGGGAUAUGCGGCUUGAUGUUGAUAACAUGUCAUAUGAGGAAUUGUUGGCCUUGGAAGAGCGCAUUGGAAAUGUUAGCACUGGAUUGAGUGAGGAGACUAUCUUAACCCGGCUAAGGCACCGGAAGUAUUCUGUUGCAGCAAGGGCUGAAGUGGAGGCAGAACCUUGUUGCAUUUGUCAGGAGGAAUAUAAUAAUGGAGAAGAUGUGGGCACGCUAGACUGUGGGCACGAUUUUCACACUGACUGUAUUAAGCAAUGGCUGAUGCUUAAGAAUUGGUGCCCCAUUUGUAAAACAACGGGACUGGUACUUGAUAAGAUGAUUUGAUGAUUAGGCAAUUAGUUUAUGCUCAGAAUACGAGAAGGUUGGUGCAUGUCAUAUGUUCUUGGUGAUUGGAUUCUUAACCUGGCGAGUAAUGGCUUGCAUCGAGUCUUAAGGUUUGUCCGUAUGGACUAAUCUAUGGCAUAACGCACCAGAGGAAGGCAUUUGUUUCUUCGAAAGAAACAAAUUCGAUGGUGGUGAUUGAACUGUCUUAAGGAAAAAUCGGAGUGCAAAACUGGCUUUGAACAUUUUAUUCUGUGUUCAUUGAACAAUUAGUUUUUGUUGGAUAUUCAUUGUGAUCCCCCUCCACCCUUUUUGUUUUUAUUUAUUUAUUUAGUGUAUCAAUGCGUCUGGCGACAUUUUUGGGUAGCCUAAUGGCAGGCCAAGCUCAUUUUAUGAUAUAUUAUCUUUUAAUUUCCCUGAUGUAACCAAACAUAAUUGUUCAAAGAUGUUAUCAUUUAUUGGCA
Manihot esculenta (cassava) is the source of this 3359-nucleotide messenger RNA. RefSeq names its product probable E3 ubiquitin-protein ligase RHG1A. NCBI's taxonomy places the organism in Eukaryota, Viridiplantae, Streptophyta, Magnoliopsida, Malpighiales, Euphorbiaceae. Gene Ontology annotation, molecular function: ubiquitin protein ligase activity. Bases 751 to 2898 code for a protein of 715 amino acids. The transcript is spliced from 6 exons. The record is from RefSeq and is a predicted model, not a curated record.